Centruroides sculpturatus (bark scorpion) is the source of this 1502-nucleotide messenger RNA. RefSeq lists its product as uncharacterized. The transcript has 6 exons. The record is from RefSeq and is a predicted model, not a curated record. The coding region runs from base 72 to 1502 and encodes 476 amino acids. Lineage: Eukaryota; Metazoa; Arthropoda; Arachnida; Scorpiones; Buthidae.
AAAAAAAGCGCUAACAAUAUAAUUUCAACAAUUGUAAAAUCCGUUUGUUGAUUAGAAACGAUUGUUUUCGGAUGCGAUUUUUUCGAAAGCGAGAUAAUUUUGCGAAAAUGAAUGCUGAAAGUUUUCAGUGCGUUUAUAAUGAAAGUUAUUCGUCAUUUGGAUAUGAUAAUUAUGUUGUGUAUGCUUAUCAGUAUACAUUAUUCUUUGUGCCAUAUGAUUUGUGGUCAGAAAUGCCUGAAUAUGGGCCGACUACAGACUUUUCACAAAGUGGAAUACUGCCAGAAUAUCAGCAGUAUGAACCUCAAGUGGGGGAAUUUGGAUAUCGGUCACAAUCAGAAUUCAUGCCUUAUUGGCCGUCUCCCGAAAUAGCCGAAAAUGAAAGACAAGCAGAAACGACUAGAUAUUGGCCACUCCCAGAAAUUAUUGGAGAUAGGCUGCAACCAAAUGAACAUUGGUCACCUCCUGAAUACAUUGGAUAUGAAGAGUUUGUUGAUAGAAAUGAAUAUUGGCAGGCUUCUGAAUAUAGUGGAUAUAGUUCUCAAUCAGAUAGAAAUGAAUAUAUGUCAGCGCCAGAAGUAACUGAAUGUGGGCCACUGCCGUAUGGAAAUCAAUAUUCGGCAGGUCCAGAAAAUGUUGAAUAUGGAGAAUAUUCCAAUGCAAAUGAAUAUAUGACACCUACAAAAAAUGUUCAAUAUGGAGCUUAUCCGGUUAUAAAUGGAUAUUGGCAACCUCCUGUAUAUAGUGGAUAUGGCUGUCAAUCAAAUAUUAAUGAAUAUAUGUCAGCGCCAGAAGUAACUGAAUGUGGGCCACAGCCCUAUGGAAAUGAAUAUUGGACAAGUCCAGAAAAUGUCGGAUAUGGAGCAUAUUCAAAUAUAAAUGAAUAUAUGCCAACNUUUUCUGAGUUUCAAGUGAAAGAUCCUGAUCAAACUCAAAAGUACGAAACUCACUUAGAACAGAGCAGUUCUGCCGAAUGUAAUUCAGAGAAAGACUUAAAAGACGACAAAGACGAAAAAGUGUCUGAAAAUAUAAUUACAAACAGCACAAGUGAAGAAACUUCUUGUGAACUCGAUGCUACAAAACAACCUCCUAUUAAGAACGUGCCAGAAACUCCACUGUCUCAAGCACAAAUCACAUCGAUUGUAAAUGGAGAUUUCACACUACGACCGUUAUUUAAAGCGUUUUUGGAUCUGGAAGAAAAUUCAUUAGUAUGUAAUGUAAUAUAUGAAGAGGACGUGCUUAACUAUGAAGACGAUCUAUCGGAAACAUCUGAUGAUCUGUCUUAUAGCACGGAAUCAGAUACGAUGUCAAUUGAAGAUGAAGUUCCUGAUACCAUAAACGGAAAUAAAGUAUCUGACGAUUGUACUACGUAUCAAAACAUUAUAAUAGUUCGAGGUCAUUUGCCGGUUCACCAAACAUGUGAAUUAGUAUUUAUCAGCCCAACAUCGUCUUCUGUUUAUGUCGAAUCAGACAAAUCUGAUUUAUCAACAGAAAUAAUUAUCUGA